Molecule: messenger RNA, 3370 nt
Organism: Cynara cardunculus var. scolymus (artichoke)
Lineage: Eukaryota; Viridiplantae; Streptophyta; Magnoliopsida; Asterales; Asteraceae
Exons: 12
Coding region: 68-3115 (1015 amino acids)
Molecular function (GO): protein binding
Source: RefSeq, a predicted model, not a curated record
AUUAAUUGGUUCGGCUUUAGCUCCUAUUUGGGUUUCGACGAUCUUGUUACAAUUGAAGGAAGAGCCUAUGUUAGCUUUGAAGCUCUUCAAAUGGGCUGAAACUAGACCCAAGUUUUGUCAUACUAGUGAGAGCUAUUGUAUUCUUGCUCACAUUUUGUUUUUUCACAGGCUUUAUAAUGAUGCUCAUGGUAUAUUGAAAGAUUUGCUUAGUUCAAGCCUUAUUUUGCCAAGUUGUGAUGUAUUUGAUAUAAUGUGGUCAACUAGGAAUGUUUGUCGAUUCGGGUGGGGGGUGUUUGACACAUUGUUCAAUGUAUUGGUGGAGUUAGAGAGAUUUGAGGAAGCUAAUGAUUGCUUUUUAAGGAUGAAAAAUUUUAGAGUUCUCCCAAAAGCAAGAUCUUGUAAUUCACUUCUGGGUAGAUCGACUAAGAUGGGUAAAGGAGAUUUCUCAAAGAAGUUUUUCAAGGAAAUGGUUGGGGCUGGUAUUAAGCCUUCUGUAUUUACGUAUAAUAUUAUGAUUGAUUAUUUGUCUAAAGAAGGAGAUGUGAAAGGUGCACGGAGCCUUUUCUCUGAGAUGAAAGUGUUGGGUGUUAAUCCAGACAUUGUUACAUACAAUUCACUUAUCGAUGGGCAUGGUAAGCUUGGGCAGUUAGCCGAAUCGAUCUGUAUAUAUGAUGAUAUGAAGAGCGUUGGCUGCCAUCCUGAUGUGAUCACAUACAAUGCAUUGAUAAACUGUUUCUGUAAGUUUGGGAAAAUGCCGCAGGCAUUUGAGUUUCUUCAUUAUAUGAAGAAAAAUGGGUUGAAACCGAAUGUUGUAACUUACAGCACGUUUAUAGAUGCCUUCUGUAAGGAAGGAAUGAUGCAAGAGGCAAUCAAGUUUUUCAUGGAUAUGAGGCGAGUUGGUCUUUUUCCCAAUGAGUUCACAUAUACUUCUUUAAUUGAUGCAAAUUGUAAAGCGGGUAGAAUUGGGGAGGCUGUGAAGCUGAUCAAGGAGAUGUCUGAGGCAGGUAUUACGGUCAAUACAGUUACCUGUACAGCGUUACUUGAUGGUCUUAGCAAAGAAGGUAAAAUGAAGGAAGCGGAGGAAUUUCUUAGAGAAAUGCUUAAAAUGGGUAUAUCACCUAAUGUGAAAAGCUAUACAACCCUUCUUCAUGGAUAUAUAAAAUCUAAAAGCAUAACUGGGGCCAUGAAUGUUUGGGAACAAAUGGAAGCCAAAAACUAUAAACCAGACUUGUUGCUAUAUGGUACUCUCAUCCUAAGACUCUGCAAUGACAAAAAGCUUGAAGAUGCUAAGGUUGUCUUUGAGGAAAUGAAGAAAAAUGGUACGGAUGCAAAUUUUGUGAUUUACACAACGAUUAUGGAUGCAUAUUUUAAAUCUGGACAACCAACAGAAGCUCUCAAUCUGCUACAAGAAAUGAAUGACAUGGGUAUGAGCCCAUCGGUUGUGACAUACAGUGUGCUAAUCGAUGGUUUGUGCAAACUUGGAUACAUCCAAGAGGCACUGGACCAUUUUCGUAAGAUGCCAGGUGUUGGAUUGGAACCUAACAUCAUUGUUUAUACAGCCCUUAUUGACGGGCUUUGUAAAAAUGAUUGCUUAGAAUUGGCUGUGAAACUUUUCGACGAAAUGCUGGGGAAGGGUGUGAUUCCAGACAUAGCUGCUUACACAUGUUUGAUUGAUGGAAACUUAAAAAAUGUUAAUGUUAAUGAAGCUCUGGAUUUAUGGAACAAAAUGGUAAAAACUAGUAUAAAGCCUGAUUCUCGUAUGGGAUUUAUCUGUCAUGUAUGGAUAAAGCUGUCUGUACAGAUGGGAGCUAGGGUUCCGGUUCAACAGUACAAUUUGAGAUCUGCUGAUCCGUACAUAGAUGGGACUUCUUUGCAUGAUCUCAAUACUGUGGAUGGACGUGCCGGCGAGAUUAUUGAACCUAUGGUUGACCGCGACGCUGUUACAGAUGAGAGCUUAGACAAUGAAGACGAUUCUGGUGCUGUUGAAUGCAUGCACGAAAGCUACCAAAAUACUUUACCACUUCAUAAUGUAGGGGUGGAGGGAGGUCAUUCAAGCCUCGAUACUAAUGGAUCUUCAAGGGACACAUAUAAUAUUUUAUCAGCCGAUGAUGUUUCACCGAUAGAAACAGCAAGAGCAAGAUUCCUGGAUUUCAUCGUGGAUAGUUUCAUUGGCUCACAUGUACUUGAAGUAUCAGAUUCUGAGACCGAUGGUAUAUCUCAAUCUGUGGAAGAAAAGCUGAGCAAGAGGAAGACAAGAGACAUCCAAUACGAAGGUGAUCCACGCUUUGUAUUGCCAUUGAUGUAUGUGGCAAAUAUGUAUGAAACCUUGGUUAAUGAAGUAAACAUGAGACUUUCUUCGUUGGAUAACAUGCGUGAAAAGACCAUUGGAGUGGCACUUGAAGCUGCUGGUGGUUUAUAUAGGAAGCUUGCAAAAAAAUUCCCAAGGAAAGGAGCUUGCAUAUUCAAAAGACGGGAACUAGCAACGUCUUUUGAGACAAGGUCAAGAUUUCCUGAACUAGUGAUACAAGAGGAGAAGCGGGUUCGUUUUGUUGUAGUCAAUGGUUUGGAAAUUAUGGAUAAGCCAACUAUUACACAUAUAGAUGAUGCAGAGUGGUUCAAGAGGUUGACUGGUCGAAAUGAUGUAGUUGUCUCUGCUCGUGACUACAAGUUUUAUGCUCCAAGACAUAAAUAUAGGCGUUCUGCAUCAAACUCUGUUUCAAGCAUUCCUGGUUUUCCAACUUUUCCUGGUGCUGAUAAUUCUUCUCCAAUGUCUGUUGCUCAAGGCUAUCGAUCUCUUACAGAAUCACAAAAUGAGCAGCAGACAGCAGCAUCAAAACAGCAUAUGCAGGGUGAAUUUCAUAUCUUGAACCAGAACCAUGAGUCAAUGAGUAGUCAAUAUUCUCAACACAAUCAUCAAUGUGAAAUUGGGCACACGCAGCAGUCAUCGACCAUGUCUCAACAGAUGGCUUGUUUACAACCACUGAGUCACCUUGGAGGCCGCUUGCAUGUACUGCCAACAAGUCCUGCAAAGUUCUGUGAUGAAUGUGGUUCUCAAUAUUUGCGAGAGACUUCCAAGUUCUGUUCGGAAUGCGGUGUGAAGAGGCUGGGAACAUGAUUCUGGUUUGCCUGCCUCUUAAGAGGGCAAUGUAUAUGAUAUAGUAGAGUUUAUUAUAGUUGCAACAGAUGUGAGGGGUGGCUUUAAUUUAUUUAUUCUAAUUAAUGGGAUUGUGGAAGAAAAACAAGUCCUGAUAUGUUAUCCAUCUCAAAAAGCAUUUGGUAACAAAAAGUAGCAGUCACUGUAUAAAUUGAAUUACUCCUUUGUUUUGUAAAAAUUGCAAAUCUUAGUUGAAAAAGCAUUGCCAAAUGUUUG